Messenger RNA from Maniola jurtina (meadow brown), 769 nucleotides. RefSeq lists its product as uncharacterized. Gene Ontology annotation, molecular function: oxidoreductase activity. The record is from RefSeq and is a predicted model, not a curated record. The transcript has a single exon. Bases 23 to 769 code for a protein of 248 amino acids. NCBI's taxonomy places the organism in Eukaryota, Metazoa, Arthropoda, Insecta, Lepidoptera, Nymphalidae.
AAUCAAAAUAGAAGAAGACGUCAUGGGUUUGAAAAAUAAAGUAGUAAUAGUAACAGGAGCAAGCUCUGGUAUAGGAGCCGUAAUUGCUGAAGAAUUUAGUGCGGAAGGAGCGAAAGUGGUAAUUGUGGGAAGAAAUGAAGCUAAAUUGAAUCAUGUCGCUAAAAACUGUAACGACCCCUUAAUCGUGUACGCUGAUUUGUCCAAAGACGAAGAUAUACAAAAGAUAAUAGAUGAGACAAUAGACAAGUUUGGACGAAUAGACAUCUUGGUCAACAACGCAGGAACCUAUGCCAAUGCUUCCAUUCUAAGCGGUAACAUUAUGGAUUCAUACGAUUUUAUAAUGCGUGUUAAUCUUCGCGCCCUUAUAUACCUGACGAGUUUGGCUGCUCCAUACAUUGUUAAAACUAAGGGCAACAUCAUCAAUAUAUCCAGUGUAGUGGGAUCUAUUGCACCCAUAGCACCUGGCUCUUUUUGUUAUAACGUGUCGAAAGCAGGCGUCAACCAUUUCACCACUUGUAUUGCUACGGAAUUGGGAGCACUCGGAGUUCGAGUCAAUACUGUCAGUCCAGGGCCUGUGUAUACUGAAUUCAUAGAAAAUACUGGCUUCCCGGGACCUUGGGAUAUUUAUAAACCUGGAACUGUCUUGAACAGGAUAUCAGAAUCAAAAGAAAUAGCGGAUAUGGUGCUCUUCCUUGCGAGUGAUAAAGCCAAGUCUAUCACAGGAGUUAAUUAUUUAGUCGAUAAUGGUAUGACAAUCAAGCGUUCAUAA